GACGGUCACACCCGCCUGCACACAUCUGUGGAAUUGGUUAAUUUCGAAAGUCCGGAAAAACCGGACGGAACCUUUCACCUCGCUCUGGACCAGUGGCACCGCCCUCGAGUAUCGCAAGAUGUCUAUUAACCUGCGCACCGUCUACGCCUUCGCCCGCGAGAUGUACCCAAAGACCUCCAAGGAGACCAUCCAAUAUGGAACAGCUGGCUUUCGCGGCAAAGCUGAGUUCCUGGACAGCGUGAUGUUCCGCAUGGGCGUUCUGGCCACCCUGCGAUCCCGGUAUCGCGGAGGCUCCGUCAUCGGCGUAAUGAUCACGGCAUCGCACAAUCCGGAGCCGGACAACGGAGUGAAGCUGGUCGAUCCCAAGGGCGAGAUGCUGGAGGCCAGCUGGGAGGCGAUAGCCACCGAUCUGGUCAACGUCAGCGACCAGGAGCUGGAGCAGCAGGUGGCCAAGAUCAUAAAGGACAACAACAUCGAUGUGACGACCAGUUCGCAGGUGUUUGUGGGCAUGGACAACAGAUACCACAGUCCGCGGCUGCUGAAAGCGGUGGCCGAUGGCGUGAUAGCGCUGAAGGGUAACGUCAAGGAGUACGGCAUCGUGACCACACCCAUGCUGCACUACUUCGUGGUGGCGGCGAAUACCAAGGAGGCCUACGGCAAGCCCACCGAGGAGGGUUACUACGAUAAGCUGAUCAAGGCAUUCGAACUGCUGCGCAACGGACGCCUGGAGAACGGCAACUAUCGCAACAGCAUCAUCUACGAUGGUGCCAACGGCGUGGGUGCCCGCAAGAUGCUGCAGUUCAUCAAGCGCAUGAAGGGCUCCCUGAACGUGACGGUCAUUAACCAGGGCAUCGGGGUCGGCAAGAUCAACGAGGACUGCGGCGCCGACUACGUGAAGGUGCAGCAAAGGCCGCCGAAAUCCAUGCCCGAGGAUGUGAAGCCCUACACGAGAUGCGUCAGCGUGGAUGGCGAUGCCGACCGGGUGGUGUACUUCUUUACCGACGACAAGGGCGAGUUCCAUCUGCUCGAUGGCGAUCGCAUAGCCACCCUGGUCGCCGGCUAUCUCAUGGAACUGGUCACGCAAUCGGAGAUCAGCCUGCGGCUGGGCCUGGUGCAAACUGCCUACGCGAAUGGUGCAUCCACGGACUACAUAGUCGACCAGCUGAAGUUUCCCGUUUCGUGCGUACCCACGGGCGUGAAGCAUCUGCACCACAAGGCCCUGGAGUACGACAUUGGUGUUUACUUCGAGGCGAAUGGCCACGGAACGAUUGUGUUCAGUGACAAUGCCAAGGCGACGAUUGCCCAAGUGGCCCAAACCAAGGAGAGUGCCAAGACCUUGCUGCUGCUCAUCGAUCUGAUCAACGAGACCGUGGGCGAUGCCAUAUCCGACAUGCUGCUGGUGGAAACAAUCCUAAAUCACAAGGGCUGGGAUGUCCAGGACUGGAUCUCGUCGUACAACGAUCUGCCCAACCGGCAGCUGAAGGUGAAGGUGCAGGAUCGCAAUGUCAUCGAGACGACGGAUGCGGAACGCGUGUGCGUGAAGCCCGAGGGUCUGCAGACGGAGAUCAACCAGGUGGUGGCCAACUACAAGCGGGGACGCUCCUUCGUCCGUCCCUCGGGCACCGAGGAUGUGGUGCGCGUCUAUGCCGAAGCAGCCACCAAAGAGGACACCGAAAUUCUUGCCUACGAAGUGGGUCUGCUGGUCCAGAAUCUGGCCGGCGGAGUUGGUCCUCCAUUGACCAAGCCCAACAGCAGUGCCCACCUGUAGAGCGGAAUAACGAACCGACCUCACGGGAAUCGACAAUUGACACAGAUCCUGGAUGGAGCAACAAAUCUCUUUACUCUAAGGUGCUCAAUAACUUAAAA
Messenger RNA from Drosophila mauritiana, 1866 nucleotides. It is a transcript of the gene nst, whose product is annotated as phosphoacetylglucosamine mutase. The record is from RefSeq and is a predicted model, not a curated record. Gene Ontology annotation, biological process: carbohydrate metabolic process; UDP-N-acetylglucosamine biosynthetic process. NCBI's taxonomy places the organism in Eukaryota, Metazoa, Arthropoda, Insecta, Diptera, Drosophilidae. The transcript is spliced from 3 exons. The coding region runs from base 119 to 1768 and encodes 549 amino acids. Gene Ontology annotation, molecular function: magnesium ion binding; phosphoacetylglucosamine mutase activity.